AUGAACGACGACAGAACGUCUCCCAAGAGACGACAUAUCCUUUCCUCUAUAAACCCCGAGAAUUUACCCUUCGCGCCACUCAGGAGCCGGCAUUCCGAGCGCCGCUCACGAUCAGCAACCCCACCACCGAGGUCGCCACGAAAAGAGCCAACAACUGAUGGCGGCGAACAAGAACCUGACGGUGACGACACAACGCGGCCGAGGCGCAGCCGGCUGAAGCUCAAAGGCGAGGCGUCUAGCCGUACCCAUCGCAGUCGGCGCCGCCGCUCGCGAGAACGUCCUGACGACCGUGAUCGAAAAGGGUCCCCACGUCGGCAUCGCCACCGUUCACGAGAUGGCUACGAAAACGCCGACGAAGAAAAGGAACGCUCCCGUCGUCAUCGCCAUCGGCACCGACGCCGAAGCCGCUCGCCGACACCGCCAAACCCCCACGAACCAGCACCGCUCGACCCGGAAGCAGCAUUCCGCGAGUCCCUGUUCGACGCCAUGGCCGACGACGACGGCGCGGCCUACUGGGAGGGCGUCUACGGCCAGCCGGUGCACAUUUACGAGCAAGACAAGGUCGGCCCGCAGGGCGAGCUGGAGCGCAUGACGGACGACGAGUACGCCGCCCACGUGCGCCAGCGGAUGUGGGAAAAGACGCACGCGGGCCUGCUGGAAGAGCGCGCCCGGCGCGAGGAGCGCCGCAAGAAAAAGGAGGACGAGGCCCGCCACAGCCAGAAACUGCACGAGGAGAUGGAGCGCAGCCUGCGCCGUGGCGAGGCGCGCCGCGAGAAGCGACGCUGGGCCCAGCGUUGGGAGGACUACACGACCGCGUGGGACCACUGGGACGGCGCCGUGCAGCACAUGGCGUGGCCGUGGGAGGGCGGCGGUGCCGUCGGCGCGGCCAAGCGCGCGGCGGGAUGGGGCAUCGUCGAGGACGGCGCCGAGGAGCCGGUCGACGAGGACGCGGUGCGGGCGUUUUUUGUGCACGGGCUAGCCGCAGAGGAGAUUGGCGAGGCGGCGUUUGUGGCCAGGCUCAAGGACGAGCGCGUGCGCUGGCACCCGGACAAGAUGCAGCAGCGGUUGGGCGGCACUGUAGAUGACAAGGUUAUGAGGGACGUGACGGCGAUUUUUCAAAUCAUUGAUAGGCUGUGGGCGGAUAUGCGGAAGAAGGAAUGA
Cordyceps militaris CM01 is the source of this 1161-nucleotide messenger RNA. RefSeq lists its product as uncharacterized. Gene Ontology annotation, biological process: canonical NF-kappaB signal transduction. Lineage: Eukaryota; Fungi; Ascomycota; Sordariomycetes; Hypocreales; Cordycipitaceae. Bases 1 to 1161 code for a protein of 386 amino acids. The record is from RefSeq and is a predicted model, not a curated record. The transcript has a single exon.